This is a messenger RNA of Astyanax mexicanus (Mexican tetra), 1652 nucleotides long. RefSeq lists its product as uncharacterized. The transcript is spliced from 3 exons. Bases 782 to 1564 code for a protein of 260 amino acids. The record is from RefSeq and is a predicted model, not a curated record. NCBI's taxonomy places the organism in Eukaryota, Metazoa, Chordata, Actinopteri, Characiformes, Acestrorhamphidae.
AGGUGUAUGAGAAUCACCGGUAAGAUGGCAGAACAAGCACUAUAUUACCUUAGAUUAACGUGUAGUUUUAAUGUUUUAUGGCAGAAUGCUUCAUAACAAGCAUAAAAAAGAUCGCUAGUAGUUAGUUUCAGUAACUGUUAGCUAGCUAACAAGCUAACUUUCCAGUUCCACCUUAAAUAACGCUACAGGUGGCAGCGGGCUGCAGCAUUUAAGGCGGAACGGAAAAAUAACAAUAAGCUAAUCAGAGCUAAUUUCAGCUCCCCAUCACAGAGGAAUUAAGGAAUGGACAAUAUGAAUUAAUUUCUCCACCUCCUGCCCCCUUUCUGAAGAAAUACAACCACCUUAAAUUAACUAGUUAAUCAGCAGCUGCUCCUGAACUUUAGCUCUCCACUGCUAUCAUCACAUCAGCCCAGCAGCGUCACCUACACACCACCGCUAGUAGCCUGGUAAUAAAGCAGUGUUAUUUAUUAUUUAUUUAUUGUUCAUUAACGUCAUUGUGAUAUCCCAGUGAUUCCUCUGUCACUGAGGACCCACAUUCCUGCACAUUUUAUUGUUUUUGUAACACAUUACCUUCUCCAGGACCAGUGUAUAUUUUAGAGGCUUUUUUUUCAAUAAGUUUUCAAUAAAUUUUUAUAAAUCAAAUCGUUUUGAAUCAAAAAUCGAUUUUGAAUCGAAUCGUGGCCCCCAAAAUCGGAAUCGAAUCGAAUCGUGAGAUAGUAAAAGAUUCCCACCCCUACUGGGGAGGUCCAUAGACAUCCCACCCGACACUGAAACACCUGGAAUGUCCACAGAUGUCAAACCAGAGCCAGCGCCGGCAGAGACCACCCAGGACCUCACACCCAACUGCUCAAACACAGACUGCCAGCGGCUUCUGAGAGAAAAUCAGGAGCUCAAGGCACGUCUGGGUUUGGGGAAGGGAGAAUGCCCCAGGCAGGACUGCCAGCAUAAAAGCCAGGAGCUCUCCAGGAUAGCGCAGCUCUACAUGGCAAGCCCCCAGAAGAAGCUCCGAAAUAAAUUUUCCAGAAAGGAUGAUUUUGAAACAGAGCAUGCCCCAAAAUAUGAACAAGUCCUACAAGACUUUUUUGUCUUCUGUGUCGGGGUCAAUCCUUCAAGCAAAGUGAAAGACAACGGCAAAACCUGCCGGAGCCACGUCCGCAGGUUUCUUUUGUUUGCAGGAGAGGGCAAGCUCCUGAAGGGGGACUUUUCCUUUUUAGCCAGCUCAACGAAGAUUGCAGAGUGGGUGGAGGUUCUGAAAACAGACCGAAUGAAACCCACGACCAUAAGAAUUAAUCUAGUAAACAUCCACAAGUUCUUCAAAUUCCUAAACAACCUGCCUGCAACCCAAACAAAACUCAGCAUGAGGGACUUCCAAAAGGAUCCAUGCACAGAUAAAGGCGCGCCUGAAGGAUCUACAGAAGGACGUCACUGUACAUGGCGGAGGAAGGCAGUUGAGACAAAGGACACAAACUCAUUAAGUUAUCUAAAAUACUUCUCUGUAUUAAAGGUCCGUUACUUGCAAGAUCUGGCCGUUAGCGCCUGGUCGUCAAGACCAGCCGGUUGUUAGUCAAACUGUAUGUGUAAGAAAGAAAUGAACUCCUUGUGAGUGGAAGUCGUUCCCAGAGCUCUGUUUUAAUAAAGUGUUAAUUGCUGAA